This is a messenger RNA of Zingiber officinale, 930 nucleotides long. RefSeq names its product protein DETOXIFICATION 48-like. Gene Ontology annotation, biological process: transmembrane transport. The transcript is spliced from 4 exons. Gene Ontology annotation, cellular component: membrane. The record is from RefSeq and is a predicted model, not a curated record. Bases 1 to 930 code for a protein of 309 amino acids. Gene Ontology annotation, molecular function: xenobiotic transmembrane transporter activity; antiporter activity. NCBI's taxonomy places the organism in Eukaryota, Viridiplantae, Streptophyta, Magnoliopsida, Zingiberales, Zingiberaceae.
AUGGGGAUCACGUUGCAAUCAAAACAGGUCGAUGGAGGAUGUCUAUUGAUUCUCUCUAAGGGCGUUUGGUUCAAGGUUAUCGUUGAUAAUCUUGGUAUCCUCUGCGGCCAGGAUGAUGAAAUCGCCGCUACCGUGCACGAUUACGUCCUCGCUUCCAUCCCCGACCUCCUGCUGCAAUCCUUCCUCCAUCCCAUCCGCAUCUUCCUCCGCUCACAGUCCAUCACUCUCCCCCUCACCUACGCCGCUGCAGCAGCCGCCCUCCUCCACCUCCCCCUCAACUGUGCCCUCGUCUUCUACCUCUGCCUCGGCAUUCGCGGCGUCGCCUUUGCAUCCGUCUGCACCAAUCUCAACCUCCUCCUCCUCCUCGUCUUGUACAUCUAUUUCUCCGGCGUCCAUCGACAAACUGCGACGCUCGAUUUCUCCAUCGACUGUUUCAAGGGAUGGCGUUCUCUGCUCAAUUUGGCGAUUCUCAGCGCUAUCUCGGUGUGCCUGGAGUGGUGGUGGUAUGAGAUCAUGGUCCUCCUUUGUGGCUUCCUCCUCGAUCCCAAAUCUACCGUCGCCUCCAUGGGUCAAGGCUCUGGCGAGCCCUCCGGCGCCGAGAACGGACGAGAGGGCGGCGAGGUUACAGAUGUUGAGGGGACACCGAGACACAUCAGUGUCGAAGCGGUGUUGCAGGUCGUUCUUCUCCUGGUCCAAGGUGCAGGCUGCGACCAGCUAGAAUUUAGCCUUCUUCAUAGGGUCAAAGUUGUCUGGGGAAAUCGGGGUGGCGCUACAGGAGGCUUCACUGCUUUGGUUGAUGUUCCUAGUGGUUCCACCUCCGCCACUGCCACCGUUGCUUCUGCUAUUAGAGAAGGCCCUCUUCUGCUAAGUCAUCAAUUGAUCUCAUGUGGAGAAGACAUGGCAGAGGCCACGAUGACUGGAGGAGAUUGA